UUGGGAAUAUGAGGUAAUUUGCGGCUCUGAAACUCUUCCUUAUACAGAGGCAAGAAAAGUUGAGCGGGAAAGAUGAAUGAGCAGCCUCAUUGUUAAAUUCAUCCUUACAAUUUUUAUAAAUUUCCGGUCCUGAGAACAAAAGGAUAAAAUCUCACACCUUGAGAACGAAAGAAGCUUUAAAGACUUCUUUGCAAUUUGGGAAUUGCAGUUGAGCCCAGAGGGAAAAAAUGAACCGAGGAAGAGCAGCUUGGGAAGGAUUGGCACUUUGUGGUUCUCUUCAUAUGGAAGGCAGUGCGAUAAUUCAAGAAAAGGCAGGAUUGAAGAUCCAAAAUGAAGAAACAGUCAUUUUUGGUGCAAACAGACAACCCUUCAGGGAGUUCCACUACCAGGAUGCUGAGGGUCCCCGAGGACUCUGCAGUCGUCUUCAUCACUUUUGCAAUCGAUGGCUGAACCCUGAAAAGCACACAAAAGCUGAGAUGCUGGACAUGGUGGUCCUGGAGCAGUUCCUGGCCAUCAUGCCACCGGAGAUGGGGACGUGGGUGCGGGAAUGCGAACCUGAGACCAGUUCCCAGGCAGUGGCCCUGGCUGAAGGCUUCCUUCUGAGCCAGGCAGAAGAAAAGGACCAAGGAGAGAUGCAGUUGCAGGUGGAGGCGUCCUUCCUGGGGUUAAUCACCGAGGUUCCUAAGGCCAGAAGGGAUCCAGUAAAUCUUUGUCAGGACAAUUUCCUUGGGGGAAUCUCUCCAAAGGAUCUAAAUUGGGAUUUGUCACCAGAGAACGGAAUCAUAUACCAGGUGGUGUUAGGAGAAACAUCUCUUUCUGGUGAAACUGAAACCAAUGUUGGGCUUCCAGGGCAGGGUACCAUAUCAUUUAAGGAGUUGUUUGUCUUCUUUACCGAGGAGGAGUGGGACCUGCUUGAUCCCAAACAGAAAGCUUUGCAUGGAGAAGUCAUGCUGGAGACCUCCUGGAAUGUAGCUUCUCUGUGUAAGAAAUCCCCUAUCCAAAUAUGGUGUUUUGUAAUUGGAAGCCAUCUGUUUUAG
Molecule: messenger RNA, 1037 nt
Organism: Notechis scutatus (mainland tiger snake)
Lineage: Eukaryota; Metazoa; Chordata; Lepidosauria; Squamata; Elapidae
Source: RefSeq, a predicted model, not a curated record